This is a messenger RNA of Aureobasidium melanogenum CBS 110374, 267 nucleotides long. RefSeq lists its product as uncharacterized. The transcript is spliced from 3 exons. The coding region runs from base 1 to 267 and encodes 88 amino acids. The record is from RefSeq and is a predicted model, not a curated record. Lineage: Eukaryota; Fungi; Ascomycota; Dothideomycetes; Dothideales; Saccotheciaceae.
AUGGCCCAAGGAACCGUCAAGCAAAAGGUCAAGACAGAGCCCAAGAAGGGCGCAAGGCCUACUGGUCCUCAGAUGGGCAACAGAGUCAUCAAGCCCAAGAAGGCUGCUUUGUUGAAGCAGGCCAACAUGAAGAAGAAGCACUCCGCCGGCCUGAUUACCUUGACCGAGCGCUCCCUCGCCGAAAAAGCUGGUCACCUUGAGAUGCUCAAGGGUGGCAAGAAGGACAGACUCGAGAAGGCCAAGAACAAGGCCGUCAACAAGAAGUAA